AUGCUUCAGACACAUGGCGGCCCCCAAGACAACCGCACCGACCGCACCACGAGGGAUGACGACAGAGGGCAUGACCGGCCCAUGCAGGCUCUUUCGUUGCCCAAGAACCGCAGCACGGGAAACCUGCAUCUAUCAGCUGACCCGGCCGAUCGCAGUCGAUACCGAGCCUCCUUUGAAGCCUCGUCGGCCGGCAUCGCGGACCAUGACUCAAUCACCAGACCAUCUCCGAUCACCGACCACGAGCACGGCUUGGGUCUCUCUGGCCUGCGCCGCAUCCGACAGCAGCAUCCUCCCUCCCGAGCGCCAACCCUGCCCAGCUCAAAUGCAUCCUCACGCAGCCCUUCCGUCGUUGCGCUCACCCGCUCUACCUCCAUGACCGCAAUGCUCAGCAGCUACAGCACUCCACCUUUCGCGGGAGCUCCCAACUCCCCCAGCUUUUCCGAAGAUUUGUCGCGGUUUCCUUCCGAAUCUUUGCACUCCUUCUCCUUUGCGCAUCAGUCAGAGGACUUUCUGCACAACCGCCAAAAUGUCCUGAAGCGAUCCCUCGAGUUUAUGAAGGACCGCAUGGGCCUCUCCAUGACCUCGACCCAGGCCGGUCUUGCCAGUGCCCAAGCCCGGGUUACCGGCGAUGUCGACGCGCAGCACAUGCUCGAACUUCUCGCGCGGGCACAAGUCAUUGGCGCUGGAAACCUACCGAACCCUGACCCUUCAUCUGUUGUUGUACCGCCAUUGACUGGCCCGGCAGAUCUGUCUGCCGAGAAUGUGUUUGAGAAGCAGUUUAGCCCUAGAGCGUCCAUAUCAGAAUCGACAACGGCGCCCGAUGCCACCCAUGCCUCUUCACAAGAAGGGCUUUCUCGACGCAACGAGACGUCCUCGGUGUCCGCCGACGCUACCUCAAAGCCGCCAAUUCCCAGCAGGCCGACGAACUUGAAGCGGACCAUGACGGACACCCAGGGCAUGGCUUUGCAAGACAAGCUGUUGGACACAAUGUCCCAGCCGUUCCUCCCCGGCGAGCCCUUGUAUGAAGAGCCGCUGGUCUCCCCGGUAUCGACAAAUCUGCCGGCCGCACAACCCAAGAGCUUCUCCACUGCCAUCGGCCCUGCGGUACACGGACAUACAAACAGAUGGGUGCCAGCCGCCCAGGCAAUCUUCACGACCGAGGCGAAACCACCCUGGACGAUCUUGGCGGCCAACGAUCUCGCAUGCCUGGUCUUUGGCGUAACAAAGGCCGAGGUCCGGAAAAUGGGCAUUCUCGAGGUUGUGCAAGAAGAGAGGCGGGCGUGGCUUGAGCGGAGGCUCCUGCAGCUGAGCGAUACGGACCUAGAUGAGGACGACGAUAAAGCCACUCCUGCUGCUUCUGCUGCAUCCGCGUUGCUGGGCGGCAGGUCAGGAAUCACCGCUCAAUUGCUCAGCAAGCCCAACUCGCGAACUCCGCCAUCUCAGGUGGCAUCCCCGAGGCGCGCCCAGACGGUUCACAGCGGAGAUCCAAACCCACCGGCUACACGCACCAGCGGACACCAUCGCAACAACCUCUCGCGUGGCGUUUUGCUGUGCGGCGACGUGGUUCCGAUCCAAAAGCGUAACGGCGCCACGGGAUCAGCAAGUCUCUGGGUGAAGGAAAAGCGCGUCGGGCUGAUCUGGGUGCUUGAGGAGAUUCACGAGGACGUGGCGUAUAUCGUCCUGGAUGAGGAGGGCAUCGUGCAGUCUGUUACUGGAGCGACUGAGCCCAUCUGGGGCUUCAAGUCGAUAAAGCCGGGCUUUGACGUGGCGAAGCUCAUUCCUCGAAUUCCGCGCCAGGGAAUUGACCCCAAUGAGGGCGAGAUCGACUUCGCCCAGACCAGUCGGAGGCGGUACUUCACGUGCCCCAAUUCCCACAAGGCGAACAUCCCAUGCGCCAUCGAGCAGGUCCGGGGAAAGCUUGAAUUACGCGUCUCGACGUUCCCCCAUAUGGCCGGCAUCGUUGUGGUCGAGCCGGAAACACUCAAGAUCCGAAGCUCUAAUUCCGUCUUCUCCGGGGCGCUGUUCGGCUACGAAAAGCCCGAUGGCAUGCCCAUCUACUCCCUCAUUCCCGACUUUGACAAGAUCCUUGCUACUCUCACAGAGGAAGACGGCCUUCAGCUACUCGACGGCAUGGUGGUCCCAGAGCACAGAUUCCGGAGAGCAGCAGCGUUCUUCGCCCUGAAAGAACAACGACCCAACGCCGCCGCGGCCUUUUUGCAGCCAGAGGGCAUACCUGCAAGACAUCGGGACGGCUCCGAGCUGAAAAUUGACGUGCAGAUGCGUGUUGUCGAGAGCGAAAAACACAUUGAUCUGGCUGAGGACAGCGACUCGGACACGGCUGAAGGGGGCGAUAGGCGAGCAUCCGUGUCCCAAUCAGAGCUGGUUUUCGCCCUCUGGAUUACGUAUUCCCGACACCUACACACGUCUGCCCUGCAUCUAAACAUGGAAUCUCCUGAUGACUCGGUGGUCAUAACGCCCCCUCACCAACCGUCACCAGGCCAGACUCCUGCCCACACCCCAAUGGAGAUACCUUCAGACUCCGACGAACCCAAGGUCGAGGAGGUCAAGCAGCCAAUUGUCGAAAUGGCUGCUGCAAUCCCUAAGCAGAUCAAAGAGGUCGCGCUCGACGCACUCGAUGCGGCUGCGAAGCUCACGGGCAACGCCAACCCAGAACCGCCCAAGGAGACUCCGCAGCCAGAGAAGGCCGAGGAGGAUGGCGCCAAGCGCAAGACCACCAUUGACGACUAUACCAUCCUUGAAGAUAUGGGUCAAGGAGCUUACGGUCAAGUGAAACUGGCUCGACAUAAGGUAACGGGCAAGAAGGUGGUGUUGAAAUAUGUGACUAAGCGUCGUAUUCUCGUCGAUACUUGGACUCGGGACAGGAAGCUUGGAACCGUCCCCCUGGAGAUCCACGUCUUGAACUAUCUACGAAAACCCGAGUUUCGACAUCCCAAUAUCGUGGAAAUGGAAGGCUUCUUUGAAGACGACGUCAACUACUAUAUCGAGAUGGCUCCUCACGGCCUCCCUGGCAUGGAUCUAUUCGACUACAUUGAGCUUCGUGCAAACAUGGACGAGGACGAAUGUCGAAGCAUUUUCGUUCAGGUUGCGCAAGCUGUCCACUUCCUUCACACGAGGGCUCAAGUCGUCCAUCGCGACAUCAAGGAUGAGAACGUGAUCCUCGACGGCGCGGGAAACAUCAAGCUCAUUGACUUUGGAAGUGCAGCAUACAUCAGAAGCGGCCCAUUUGAUGUGUUUGUGGGCACAAUCGAUUAUGCGGCACCAGAAGUCCUAGCUGGAAAACCCUAUGGUGGCAGGGAGCAAGACGUUUGGGCUCUCGGCAUCCUCCUAUACACCAUCGUUUACAAAGAGAACCCUUUCUACAGUAUCGAUGAGAUUAUGGACCGAGACCUGCGUAUCCCGUUUGUCAUUAGCGAGGAGAGCAUCGACUUGAUCCGCUGCAUGCUGAACCGGGACGUUGUGAAGCGUUAUACUAUAGAGCAGGUGGUUGAACACCCCUGGUGCAAGGAGCAUAUAAGCAAGCAGAAGUAA
Molecule: messenger RNA, 3549 nt
Organism: Trichoderma reesei QM6a
Lineage: Eukaryota; Fungi; Ascomycota; Sordariomycetes; Hypocreales; Hypocreaceae
Exons: 5
Coding region: 1-3549 (1182 amino acids)
Biological process (GO): protein phosphorylation; negative regulation of glycogen biosynthetic process; intracellular signal transduction
Cellular component (GO): nucleus; cytoplasm; cytosol
Molecular function (GO): protein serine/threonine kinase activity; ATP binding
Source: RefSeq, a predicted model, not a curated record